This is a messenger RNA of Saccostrea echinata, 2022 nucleotides long. RefSeq lists its product as uncharacterized. The coding region runs from base 1 to 2022 and encodes 673 amino acids. The transcript is spliced from 12 exons. The record is from RefSeq and is a predicted model, not a curated record. Gene Ontology annotation, molecular function: protein binding. NCBI's taxonomy places the organism in Eukaryota, Metazoa, Mollusca, Bivalvia, Ostreida, Ostreidae.
AUGGCGGACACUGAAGAAGACCCUAACUCAGAUGAAGGUGCAAAGAUGAAAGGAUGUACAUCUACAGUUAGAUUUAGAUUUGAACAGUAUUUGUGUGAUGAUUCUUUGAUUGAUUUGUGCAAGAAAUUCGACAAAAUAACCUUAGUUGUCUUGCUGAAUGUCAUUGGGGGGAGGGGGGCGCUUGUUGAGUUUCUUAAAUGUGACUUGAAUGUUGCUGUUGAGGAGCGUGUAGAACUUAUUAAGUUUAUCAUUGAUACAACCAUAAUAACAAUGGCUGCCAUGCUUUUUUUAGCAUGCAUGCCUAAUAACUUUGGUUGUGUAGAAAAGAACUAUCGCUAUCUUCGAUGUGAAUGGGAAGGGAUCUCGGAAACAUCCUGCUGGAUUUUAUCAAACUCCAGAGAUUCCAAUAUCAGUAUAUGUGACAUUCAGAGAAAAGGUGAGAAGCUGUUUUGCAACAUCUCGCUUGGGAACUACAAUCAGCUGGGUCUAAAUGAAUUCAUCGUGAUAAAUGUAUGCAACAACACAGAAGAGGCCAGAACGAUUUCAACAACAGAUGACAAAAAUGUACAAUUAGAACCAGUGAAUAAUUUUCGCUCGAUAUGGGCAUCAAAAACAAUAGUAAAUCUAACAUGGACGCUACCAAUCUCGCCCUGCGCGGUGAACGACGAGACCGGAGGUGUAAACUGCUCUGUCCUUAUCGACAUCACUUCUGCUGAUCUGCCAUCAAAGUCUGGAUGGUUCUUACCCAAGGUACCCCCUAAGAGUAAAUGGACAGCGAUGAGCAAAUCUGGUUCAAUAUGUACAAGUUCAGCUUCUAUGUCCCUAACGUUUGAAAAUCUUCAACCGUCAAAAAGUUACACUGCUGGGGUAAAAUGUCGUCCUUUUGGUUCCAGAUUUUGGAGCGGUGUUUCUGAAUGUAACUUCACGACCCGUAAUUCAAAACCACAACACAGUCCAUUGACAGACACAGGGUCCUAUGUUUUGUACAAAUGUGGAAGUUACAAGUGCCUUGCAGUGUACUGGAAAACGACUCGAUACUUGAAUGAAGAGAUAAGUGGUUAUAGCGUUAACGUUUCACAAACAUCGACACCAAACGACACUAUGGUCAACUGCAAUAUGGCAAAAUUAUCAAACCUCCCUGUAUUGCCCGUGUAUACCAUGUCAGUCUGGGCGUGGAACACUGCCGGAACCUCUUCUCUUUCAACAAUAGAAAUUACCGCCAAAAAUUCCGAUGAAUAUAAGCCUCUUUUUGUGUCGUCUAAGCUUGUUAAAAGCUACACAUUUGAAAUAACAUACAGCAGGGGAGCUCAUGGUCCUCCUGUAGAUACUGCAGUAUAUUACUGGUGUCGAGGAGAUUUGCAUGGUCUUGUAGUAAAUUGUCAGGAUACCAUAAACUGGAAGAGAGUCAAAAUUGAAAAUGAUGAAAAACAUUUCGAUACAUACAAAUACAAUAUAACAACAGCUCUUGAAGAGGGUCUACAAUUUGCAGUGGCGCUUUUCAAUAAUGGAUCGACUUCUGGAAUGGUCUGGGGAAACACGGUUUAUUUGACCUCCAAACAAGAUUCUGUUCGGAACACGGGGGACUCGGAGUCUACGACAAUAGCUGUUGUCAUAUCUGUUACAGUAGCAGUCAUGAUUUUAAUUGCGCUGUCAAUUUGGUGGAGAAGUUUCUCCUUGCUGGUUCUGCUUUUUGUCAUCUUCUCACUCAUUAACGACGACCUUACAGAGGAUUACAGAGCUCUGAUGGCAAAGAAUUUCUCGGUGAUGAAAUCUCAAAGUUUUGGAACUGUCAAACUAGUCCAUGAAAACCAUAACCAUUUUUUGCAACUCGAUGAGACUAGAGACCAUGAAUGCCAGUCGACCGUGUUUGUAAAUGGUAUCUCCAAGAUAAAAGAUAUUUUACACACAGACACAUCCUUCCAUGAACUCUUACUAAAUGGUGCCUCUUUCACACGACCUAAGAACUGCUCUCAGCCGGUCUACCUUCCAGCAUCUGUCACAUCUUUGCCCUUCCCAGCAUAG